UGGCGCGCGCGGCGUGUGGCUCCCGUCGUCUGCCCAAGUCUCAACUCAGCGCAUUGGCCGGCGACUCGCUGGUCUGGAGCCCCUACCCGCCGGGUCCCUGACCCCGCGCCCCGCCGCGCCCAAUUCCCGGCAUGCCCCGCGCCCGAAAAGGCAGCGCGCCCCGCAGAGGCGGCAAGCGCAGCGGAGGAGGUGCCCGGAGCAGUACCCAAGCUGACUCAGGUUCCAGUGAGGAUGAGGCAGCCAGUGAGGCCCGCAGCACCACCAGUGAAUGUCCCAGCCUUCUUAGCACCGCAGCAGAGGAAAGCUUUGGGGGGGAUGCCGUGGAUGAGCAGGGUCAGCAGGAAGACCUUGAGGAGAAGUUGAAGGAAUAUGUGGACUGCCUCACAGACAAGAGUGCCAAGACCCGGCAGGGUGCUCUUGAGAGCCUGCGUCUGGCCCUAGCAGCGCACCUACUCCCCGACUUCUGGCUGGAGCGCCGCCUCACACUGGCUGAUGCCUUGGAAAAGUGCCUCAAGAAAGGGAAGGGCGAGGAACAGGCCCUUGCCGCUGCUGUGCUAGGCCUGCUGUGCAUUCAGCUGGGUCCUGGACCCAAGGGUGAGGAGUUAUUCCACAGCCUGCAGCCCCUGCUGGUCUCUGUGCUCAGUGACAGCACAGCUAGCCCUGCUGCCCGGCUCCACGUGAGUGUUCCUUGCCCUGUGACACCCUUCCUUCACCUAAUCCCUAAGCAGAGACAAGGGUUCCACCUGCCUCUAGGCUCCCCUGCUCCAAGGGUGAGCCCCGUGGCUGGGAACCCAGGCUCACCCUCUGACCACGGCCUGGCUUUGCCCUCCUCCCAGCAGUGCGCUUCUGCUCUUGGCCUGGGCUGCUACGUGGCUGCCACCGAUGUACAGGACCUGGUCUCCUGCCUCACCUGCUUGGAAGGCAUUUUCAGCCGGUCCUGUGGUGUGGGUGGCUCCACAGCCCCAGUGGUCCCUGUCAGCCUUCAGGGCUUGCUCUGUGCUGCUCUGCAGGCCUGGGCCUUGCUACUCACCAUCUGCCCCAGCGCCCAUAUCAGCCGCAUCCUGGACAGGCAGCUGCCCCGGCUGCCCCAGCUCUUGUCCAGUGAAAGUGUGAACCUGCGGAUGGCUGCCGGCGAGACCAUCGCAUUGCUCUUUGAGCUCACCCGGGACCUUGAGGAGGACUUUGUUUACAAGGACAUGGAGGCCCUCUGCAGCGCGCUGCGCACUCUGGCCACUGACAGCAACAAGUAUCGGGCCAAGGCUGACCGCCGGCGCCAACGCUCUACCUUCCGGGCCGUGCUGCACUCUGUUGAGGGCGGCGAGUGUGAGGAGGAGACAGUCCGCUUCGGGCUCGAGGUGCUCUAUGUGGACAGCUGGGCUCGGCGCCGGGUCUAUGCUGCCUUCAAGGACGCUCUGGGUUCCGGCAUGCACCACCACCUCCAGAACAACGAGCUACUCCGUGACAUCUUUGGUCUGGGCCCUGUGCUGGUGCUGGAUGCCACUGCCCUGAAGGCCUGCAAAAUCUCACGUUUUGAGAAGCACCUGUACAACGCUGCUGCCUUCAAAGCCAGGACCAAGGCGCGCAGCCGCGUGCGGGACAAGCGGGCAGACAUCCUGUGAGGCAGGACCAGCCGAAGAGGAGACUGUCCACAUCCUUGCCUGUAUUUUUAACAGAAGACAGUGCAACACCUGGUCCCUGCCAGGCAUUGUCGCUUUAUUUUUUUAAUGACAAAACCAAAAACAGACAUGGGGGUGGGUGGCUGGUGGCCAGGCCACUUGGGACCUUCACGCUUUGCCCCUGUGCCGGCCCUGUGGCCACUUCCUGCCCUGUCUCAGGGCUGUGGGGCAGGCAGAAGAGGGCUGUCCCUUUCUCGGGCCUUGCUCCCCUGGGAUGACCCACUUUCGGGGGGGAGGUGAUAGUAUCUGGACAACUGCCACUACAACGUGGGGUGGUGAGGCUACCUGGAGUGGAUUUAUAUGCUGAGUUUUAAAGAUUUUAGAGAUAAUUAAACAAUGUGCAGUCUUCUGUGGCCCUGGCUUCUGGGUGUUUCUGCCUGCCCUCCCUAUCCACCAACCCAGGCUUGGGCCCAGCUGGGCCUCCCUAUCUCCAUCUCACCUUUGCUCUCCAAAAUAAUCUCUCCCCAGGGGCCCUCCUCCCCCUACUCAGAGCCCAGCCUGUCUUUCGAGAGCAGAGGCUGGACCCCCACUGGGAGGCCCAGCAGAGUUUGGGUGACCAGGGUAGGCAGCUAUUUUUAGACUCCUGAACCUGCUAUCUGGAGGACACCAGAGGGUGCUGACAGGCCCCAAGAGGAGCCAGGAGGCUGGUGUCGCUUCCUCUGACCUUGGGCCACACCAAGUGGGGCUCUGGCACCAGAAGGCUUGGCUAGGCCUAGCUUGAGAAGGCAAGAAAGGCAGACAGCUGCGGGGUCAGAUCAGGCUCUUAUACGAAAACCUCACUAAGGAAGUAGUGUGGAGCAGUAGUGGGAGAGGGGAAAGCUACCAGCGGCCACUUUAUUCCCCCCUGCACAUACCCCCAGGCCCCAGGUCCAAGUGGCAUCUCAACUGGGUGCUCGGGCCUCACUCGAGUUGAGCCUCCGCAGCUGGCUGAGGCUGGCGAGCCGGAGUUUGAGCAGCAUUUCCUCCUGCGUUUGCAGUGUGUGUGCCAGAACACGUAGGGAUUCGCUCUGCAGCACUAAGACGGGGGGAUUAUCAGACCACAUGCAACCCCACAACACCCGACCCUCCCAGCCCUUCACUGCCUCGGUCUCUCCAUUCCACUGGCUUCCUGCGCCCUCCUCACCACUCAGGUAGACGGCCAGGACAGCCAACGCCAGGCAGGUGAGCACGAGCAGUGCAAGCAGCAGCAGGAAGCUGCCGCGGCUGUGCACGGGGCUGCAGCCGGUCUGGGUACACAUCGGUGGACGCAGGAUGCCCAGCAGCUCAUCCCAUGGCUGCGCCUCCUCGGCCAGGUAGGGCCACAGUGAACCUGCAGGGCAAACGGGGGAUCAGGAGGGCGGCAGGUGCGCCUGCUUUCCUCCCUUCUCCCAGUCCAUGGGCCCCACCCCCCUGCACCCUUUCACCUCCACUGUGUAGAUCGCUGAUGGACUCCACCCGGUGUAGGCGAACCUCCUGCACAUGAUUAGGAGCCAGUGGUGCCCUGCUCCUUGUCGGUGCCACGGUGUCUGCAGGGGCAGCGUGGGGCUGAUUCAGCCAGCAGGUCAUGCCCUCCCUUCUAGAUGGCGUCGAGCAGCAGCAGGGGCUCAGAAGAGGUAGCAGGGGCAUUUGGCUCCUGAUCCCCUAAAACCAACUCAGGAGUGACCCGUGAUUUGGAAGCAAGACAAUGUGAAAACUGCGUACACCUGUUUCACCCACAGUAGCAGAAGGUGCUGCUUGACUUACAUUUGUUUCCUUCCAAGUACCUCAGGGACUUUCAGGCAUUCCUCUCUGCUUGCUCGUUUCUAGAGAAUUUAUCAGUCUUGGAGAACUCGACCCACAGCCCAUGAAGUUCAUUCCUGCUUCUGCUAUCAGUUUUCCCUGCAGACCCUGUGCCUGGGGCCUUCUCCCGGUCCCCAGCAGAAGCAGCCCUAUUCUAGCCAGCUUUUUGCCUUUUGCUCCUGGCCUCAGCUCUGCCUCCUUUUACAUACUAAGUGUGAUUCUGCUGUGAACCCUGCUGUUCUCACUCAACAUCAUGAGCGGAGACCCGUCUUUGUUAGCAAACUGUUCCACUUGCCUUUGAGGUCUCCCCUCAGGUAUCUCUUCGAGGCUGCCUGGGCAUUUAGGUUGUUUCCAAUCCCCUUCCUAAAUUAAUAACCCCUGGAAAAGGACACGCGUCAUGGAGUAUAAAGGCUUUCCCCCAAUUUCCCAAUAGUUAUUAAGGAUGGAUUCCCAGAAGCAGAAUUACUGGGUCAAACAGCAGGGACUUUUUCUUUUAACUUAUCAUCACAUUGUCCUCUGGAGUAGUUGUCCACAGCCUCCAAAAGAGUACAAUAUCGCCACCAACAGGCAUCUCCAUAGAAAAAAAUUUAUGUACAUAAGUGUGCACAUAUAUACUUGCUAAGUUGGGAGAUGAGAAAAGGCCUUUCUUGACCAAUUUUGUUGGGGGUCUUUGCUUGGGGAGCCUCACCAAUAUCUGUGUGGCUUCCUAGUUCACAGCCUCUGCCCAUUUAGUCACUGGGGCUGUGUACCAUUCUUGUGAUUUUAAUUACUUAUUUUUGGACCCAGUGAAGUAUUUAUUUUGUGAUUUCUAAAAAUUAUAUUUUCUUCUGGUGGUGCUUUCCACCCCUGCCCUUAAAAUCUUGGCCCCUUUGGGACUUCCCUGGUGGUCCAGUGGCUAAGACUCUGCACUUCCAAUGCAGGGGGCCCGGGUUCGAUCCCUGGUCAGGGAACUAUAUCCCGCAUGCCGCAACUAAGACCCGAUGCAGCCAAAUUAAAAAAAAAAAAAAUCUUGGCCCCUUAAGAUCUCCAGAUGCCUAGCUGGAAGCUAGAUAACAAAUUCAGGGGCAUUGGCGGGAUACCUCCUGGUAGACUCAAGGGUGAUUGGGCUCUCUGGGUCUAACACUUUCAGAAUAGUACCUUAACCUUCAUGAUUUGCUUGAAACUGACCUUUGACAUGCUCAAAAAUGUGUAAAACAAAAACCAGUGCUGUCUGUCGUUAUGUCUGGGUGGUGGUGGAUUGGGGUUCGCAUUAAAUUCUCUGCACUUGGCUGUGUUUUUCCCCACUUUUAAAUUGAUCUUGAGUUCUUUCUGUUCCAGGAAGAACACAUAGUAAGUGCCAUCCUUAAAACCUCAAAAAGGGACUUCCCUGGUGGCUUAGUGGUUAAGAAUCCGCUUGCCAAUGCAGGGGACACGAGUUCAAGCCCUAGUCCGGGAAGAUCCCACAUGCCGCGGAGCAGCUAAGCCCAUGCGCCACAACUACUGAGCCUGCGCUCUAAAGCCUGUGAGCCACAACUACUGAAGCCCGGGCGCUUACAGCCCGUGCUCCGCAACAAGAGAAGCCACCGCAAUGAGAAGCCCGUGCUCCGCAACGAAGAGUAGCCCCCACUCGCCGCAACUAGAGAAAGCCCACGCACAGCAACGAAGAGCCAACGCAGCCAAAAAUAAAUAAAUAAAUAUUCAAAAAAAAAAGCCCUCAAAAGGAAGCAAACACUCCCACACCCAGGGCCAGGCCCCUCCCAUUCAGUAUAAAAUGUCAAAAAUGUGAUGGGGGGAGUUGACCAGUUGGGCCAAGCUGGAGCCUUGGUGCAGCUGGUCCUGCAUCCUGGCCAGCACUGUACCUAAAGCUUACCAGGUCCCUGCUCUGGCGCCUCUGAGCCUCCAUACAUCUUGCAUGCUGUGAGUCAAUUAGGAAAGUGGCCACCAAAGUCUUUAACUAGAAGUCAGUCCGGCCAGGCCAAGAGACCCCAACCUUUAGCCAGUUGGGGCCACACAGGCCCACAAUGGAGGCAAGAAACCUAUCCAAUCCCAGUCCCUGGGUCAUGUGCCCAAAUGCUUUGCAAAACCACUGCCUGCCCCCAGUCCCAGUGCCCUCCCUGAAGGAAGAGCUUAACUGGCCAGCCUGCCCAGCCCAUACCCACUUGGGCACAGCCUGUAGUUGACCCUCCCCUGCCCCUAACCCCUCCCUGGUGUCCUUAGCAGGGGGUACAGGUAUGAGGUGAGGAGGCAUUCGGGGCAUGGUAGGCCCUUCCUUCACACAUAGGGGGCCAGUACUUUUACUUGACCUAGGACACGGUGACUGAUGACUACUCAAGUGAGGUCAGUAAGAAAGGGGCCAGGUUUCUCCAUGGUCCACAGGGUCACAGCAUUGGGGCCUUACCCUCCCUCACAGUCAUUUCCUACCUUCUUGGGCCUCCUCCGGCAUGGUGGGUGUUGGGCAGGCAGGGGGUCGAUGAGAGUGCCUAGUACCAGGACCAGAUAGACGCAGCAGUGGCUCCUCUGAGAGCCUGGGGAAGGCCUGGCUGCCUCCCAACCUGGGCUGAAAAUAGGCGUGAGCUCAGCACACUGGGCUAUAUUUAGAGGGGGCACCUCCCAGCCAUGGGAAGGAGCAGAGUGACCCACAUGGACCAGCCUAGACGAUCUACCUGGUGAUGGAGCCCAGGCAACAGCACACCUCCAGUAGUGCGGUACCCUGGGAACCCUGCUACUCAUGUUUGCAGGGCCUUGGUGUCUUCAUCCAGACAAGCCUCCUCAGGCUCACCUCCAGUGAUGUCCCACAUGGCAAGCCCAUGCAAGGGAGCCCUGUGCAUCUCCACCCCUCCACCCCCUGAAGACUCCUACCCACAGCGGGUUCAUCUAGCAAAUGUGGGACAAGCACCCACCACUGAUCUGCUGGCAUCACGAAUUAGGAGUGAUGGACAACUGGAGCCCAGUGCCCUGAGGGCUCUGAGAGUCCCCAAAGGGGACAGAGACACCCCCAAUACCUGCAGGUACCCAUGCUGGUACCUGAAGGAACAUAGGUUGAAGGUUGAUACUUCUGUUACUAAGUUUACAACUUUGGGUAAAGGAAUGCUCCCUUUCAGACCUGUUUUCUCAUCUGUAAAGCAGGAAUAACAAUGGUUCCUACCUGGCACAGUGCACAUGAGAAUGAAAAUAUAAGCACGUGUCUGAAGCACUUAGGCCAAUGCAAAGUUUUGAUCCUCCUUCCUCUCUCCAUAAGGGAGUACAGGUCACACAAGUUCAUGUGAGGAUGCAUGGCACCACCUGCCCUUAGAGAGGGAGUGGUCCAGCUUAGGACCCACCCUCUGCUGUUGAACCCCUGUGCCCCUCCUUCCCAAAUGGGCCAAAGCAAGACAUUAGGCUCUACUUAAACAUCUGAAAUCCAUCACUCUGCUGUAUCCUUCUUGAUAUUCCUCAAACUCAAGCUUGUUCCCACCUCAGGGCCUUUGCACUGGCUGUUCCCACCUGGAAUGUUCUUCACUAGAUGUUCCCAUGGCUGACUCCUUUUCAUUUAGCUCAAAUGUCACCCCCUCGGUGAGGCCUUCUGCUCACAUUCUUUUCUACAUCACCCAAUUUUAUUUUUUUCAUAGCAUUUAGCCCAGAAAUUAUAUCAUCCAGAAUAUACAGUUGACCCUUGAAUAACUAUAGGGGUUAGGGAUCCCAACCCUCUGUGCAAUGGAAAAUCCACAUACAACUUUACAGUUCACCCACCCUCUGUAACCAUGGUUCCGUAUCUGCAGAUUCAACAAACCAGGGAUCCAGUAGUACUAUUUAUUAAAAAAAAUCACAUGUAAGUGGAUCCUGUACAGCUCAAGCUGGUAUUGUUCAAGGGUUAAGUGUACUAUGCAUGUCAGUAUCCCCAAAGGCCCUACAGAAUCCACUCAGUCACAUGGAAACCACCUUUAAUCCUCACCACAGCAUCCUUAAAAUAAAUAGGUUUUGAGACUUCCAGGAGGUGUCCAAGGCCAUACAGCAAGAACUAGUGAGACAGGGUGGGACCUGGCACCCUUUGGUGCAGUGCUUACACCUGGACAAACAUCUCCUGAGCAAAAGAAUACAAAGAAACCAUAAGGGACUAAAAAUAACUAUGCACCUGCAAAUGGGGCAAAUUAUGAACAAUAUACAAAAAGACCAAAAACCCAACUGCCACUUCUGAACUGCUGGGAGCAAAAGGAGUGCUCUACUCACGAUUCCUGCCCACGACACCACCAAGAGGGUGGGCAGACCACCUAAGCCACCCCUACCGCCUGAACCAUGGAUCUGACCCUACCCUCACCCCAUUUAAAGGACCAACUCACCCCCCAGCCCCGCUUCAGGGAGCAAGCAAGGCAACCUGUUCUUUUUGCUCCCGUGUGCUGCGGCAUGAGUCCCAAUAAAGCCUUGCCUGAAUUUCU
Molecule: messenger RNA, 7825 nt
Organism: Lagenorhynchus albirostris (white-beaked dolphin)
Lineage: Eukaryota; Metazoa; Chordata; Mammalia; Artiodactyla; Delphinidae
Gene: IFRD2
Product: interferon related developmental regulator 2
Exons: 11
Coding region: 132-1619 (495 amino acids)
Source: RefSeq, a predicted model, not a curated record